AAUACUGCACUGCAGGCUGAUAUGAUACUGUAUGCACACAAGUAUUUGCAUAUUUGCUGUGUGUGUGUGUCUGUCUGUCUGCCUGGUAUGCAAAUGUAGCUGUGUCAGAUGAAGUGUGAGACAGCUAGCAGCAUGUUCACCUGUGCCACUAUAGAUUAGUGUGUGUGGGUGUGUGUGUGUGUGUGUGCAUGUGUGUGGAGAGCUAGAUGGGGGUCAGAGCCGAUGAAAGGGCCCACUGCAGGUAUCCAUGAAUAUUUUAAUAUUUUAGCCUCGUCUCACAUUGCCUUUUGUCAAGCACCCAUCUAACCACCUGCCACUCACAGUGGAGAGAAAGAAGGACGAAGAGCGAGGAAGAAGGAAAGCUAAUGUCACCCUGAAAAUGAACAGUGAAGGGGGAGAAAGAGAGAGGGUAGGAGAAAAGAUGGAAAAAGGAGGGACCUGGGGAGAGAGGGAAUGAAAGCUCCUAUGUUAAUUACUCCUGCCACUCACAAAAAGAGAGGAAGGUGGUAUCGCCUUCUCGCCUUUGUUCCUAGGGAUAGAAAGAAAAGGCAGAGGGAGGGAAAGAAAGAGCCAAAGUACCUGUGUAACCAGCACUAUCACUUACAAGGGGAGGAAAGAGUGAAAGAAAAGAGUAGAGGGAGAGUGAAAGCACCAGUGCUGACAAGGUAUAAAUGAGGCUGGCGAGGAGUGGGGUGCAGAAAUGGAGAAGGCACCUGCUGCAAUGACCGUCACUGCUGGUGUUUGUUGGGUCACAGAAGAGAGGGAAAGACAGAUAGGCACAGAGGAGUGAGGAAAUUACAGGAGAGACAAGGCAGAAAAAAAUGAAGGAAAGGACUAAUUGAUGAGUGAGGGAGUGUAAGAUAAGACACAGAGAGGAAGAUGCUUUCCAAGACCAGGAUGUGUAUUUUUAUAAAAAGAUUUCAUCCUAAUUAGUCAUCUUAAGUCUUCAAACGUGGAGAGAGAGGAAGUGACUUCUGUUUUGCUGUCAAAGUACAGUGACAGUUUACACCCAUCAAAGAGGUUCUUGGAUUGGUGAUGUCACGUGAACGACUGCCUCUCAUUGGUUCAUCUGGGAGUAAAACAACAGCCAAACCACCUCUCUCCUCCCCGGCUCUCCAGCGCCCUCAUCAGGCUAAUCACCGAAAACGCAGCCAGCAGCAAACAUCGUCACCCUCCUUCUCUCACCCUCAUCCGGGGCCUUCUUCCAUCCUCCUCUCAGACACCACCAUGACACCUUGGGGAGGCCUGGCUCUCUCCGAAUCGUCCUUUACCUCAAUCCCCCCACCUCCACCUCCCCCUGCUCCUCAGCCUACGCCGUCCACCCCUUAUUGUGGGACACAGAACGAAGACGAAGAAGUUUCAAGUUCAAGUUUUAACUCUGAGGUUCCAUCUUCACCUGUUGCAGUGCCUCAGGACAGUGCAGGUGUAGGGGGUAGAGGGUUGCGGGUGAGGCGGAGGGUGUUACCCCAGCGUCGGGUGCCUCGUCCUCCCCGUCUCCCACCGCUGCGUCCCGUCACCAACCUCAGUUUCUCUCGGAGCUUCACCUUCUCUUUCUUCGAGCUGCCGCUGCACCAGUCGCCUCGCUGCCGUGCCGAACGCAUCAGAAACCUCAUGCUGCUUUUGAGACAGAUACGCUACUGAAGAAUCAGUGCUGUGUGGACAGUUGUAUUUUCCUAUUCAUAGGACAUAAGAAUCUGUUUUGUUGAAUCAUUUGUUUCUACAUUUACUGUGAACAAAUGAAACUGUUUGGGUAUCUUGUUAGAUCUGUGUGUAUCAUGUUUUGAAAUACUGCAUUUUGGGUUUGAACUUUUGAACAUACUGAACUAACUUUAUUUGUAGUAUUAGUAAAGGUAAAUUUCCCCUCUAUAUAACCAGAAGUUGCUGACUUAUAAGUCAAAAGAGUUUGACAUUUUUUCUUGAAUUUUCUGUUGAUAAUGUUUCUGUAGAGGGCAUUCUUUACUUUUAAUGACCUAAACUGGCUUUUCCUUUUUAAUAAUCCAGCCUUGUAUAAUCCCCGAGUCAGACUUUCAUUUUUUAACAAUUUGCUGUUGUUGAAGACUUUUCACAUAUCAUUCCAAUUUCUUAUUGUGGUGAGAUUAAAAGGACAAUAAAACAACUGUGGAAGUAAA
This is a messenger RNA of Siniperca chuatsi (mandarin fish), 2129 nucleotides long. Its product is annotated as formin-like protein 3. The record is from RefSeq and is a predicted model, not a curated record. Bases 1036 to 1641 code for a protein of 201 amino acids. The transcript has 4 exons. NCBI's taxonomy places the organism in Eukaryota, Metazoa, Chordata, Actinopteri, Centrarchiformes, Sinipercidae.